Angiostrongylus costaricensis is the source of this 621-nucleotide messenger RNA. The record is from the annotation of a GenBank genome assembly. Lineage: Eukaryota; Metazoa; Nematoda; Chromadorea; Rhabditida; Metastrongylidae.
AUGACACAGGUGCUAAAGCGCUCUUUCUCCAUGAGCGCCACUGCAUUUUCGGGACUCGUCAAACUUCCCACUCAGGUUCACGGAAUCGAGGGUCGAUAUGCUGGCGCCCUCUACUCUGCUGCUCACAAGCAAAAGACUCUGGAGCAAGUGGAGAAAGACCUCUAUAAGGUCAGAAGCGUUUACCAGCAAGACGAAAAGUUUAAGGAGUUUAUUCGUGAUCCCUCACUCAAGGGACAGAAAAAGAAGGAGGUAAUACUCACAGUUGCACAAAAGCUUGGAUUGACCAAGGAAUCCGCUAAUUUCCUGGGUCUUCUUGCUGAAAAUGGUCGUUUGAGCAAGUUGGAAUCAGUGGUCGCGUCAUACGAGCACAUAAUGCGCGCUCAUAGAGGAGAACUUUUCGUUCAGGUAAUAUCUGGCGAACCACUGAGCAAAUCACAUGAGUCUGCCCUAAAUGACGCUUUGAACAAAAUGGCGAAAUCCGGCCAAAAGCUGAACGUUACCUAUGUUGUGAAGCCAUCAAUCAUUGGUGGCCUAGUGGUCACCAUAGGAGAUAAGUAUGUAGAUCUGUCGAUCGCUUCACGAGUGAAGAAACUCAAAGAGACUUUGACUGCUUCCGUUUAG